AUGGUUGUGAGUCUCCACUUCAGGCCUUCUAUAGUCUUUUUCGUGGAUCCAGUAUCCGUACCGUGCGUUGGAUGGCGCGAUCAGGGCCACCAUGCUCUGUUCUCCGUCGCGUUGUCGGUCGCUCGUCCGCGUCGGCUGAGCAGGGACAAAAGCAUCAAGCCUUCAAUUAGCUCCGGUUGCCUUUUAGGAGCGGGCAACUUUGAGGACAUGUAGCGCUCUAACGCGUCUAGAGAACAGCGGUGGCGACAGCUUCUACGUGCUUCGUCUCGCGCCGUGACGGACGAACACACAACCGGCUCAGACUCAUCACCCUGGCGGAUCAAACCGUCGAAAUCAUAGACUGACCCCCGUCUCUCUCUUCUGCUGCAGUCGUCCUCCUCUUCGUCGACAGGAUUCGCGCCCAACCCGCAGCUGGCGCUUCCCGGCGACGAUGCGGACAAGCUGAGCGACUACGUGCCCAACUCGAACGAGAUCUCGCGCGUCGCUUCCCGCGUUCCCUCCGUCGGCGGCGACGGGGAGGACGAGGAGGACGAGAUCGACGAGAUGGAGGUCGACGAUGCCGAUGCCGCUAAUGAUGUGACCGCCAGUGGCAAGAAGGCCGCACCGGGCGCGUCGACCAAGAGCGAGCUGAAGAAGAUCGCCAAAGCCGAGCAAGCGCAGCAGAGGAAGGACGACAGGCAACAGGUCAAGCAGCAGGUGUGUUUUCUUGGUUAGGGAAGUGCGAUGAUCGGUACGAUGAAGCUGACUGAGUUAUACAUUGCUCUCAGUUGUCCUCGAGGCGUCACGUCCAAGCCGGACUCAAGUCCGCCGAUUCGAUCAAACGCUUCUCCUACCUCCUCGGCCAGACCGAUCUCUUCCGUCACUUUUGUGAUCUCAAAGUCAGUUGCGCUUGUUUCCCGAUGACCGCGAUGACCAGUAGGAAAGCUGUACUGACGCAGUAGUCUGCCUUUCUCGUCCCCCCUAAGGCCCAGCGUGACCCCGAGUUCGCAAAAAUGCUUGCCGAGUCGGAAAAGGCUCUGACCAAAGGGAAGGGCCCCGGCAAGAAGGGCAAGAACCAAUCGCGCGGCAGGAAGACGGAGAAGGAGGAAGAUGAGGAGCUGCUCGCCGAAACCAAGGCCGAGGACGGCGAGGGCGUGUCGAGCGGCCCGUUCGUUUUCACCGAGUCACCGGCCUUUGUCAAGGGAGGAAAGAUGCGUGACUACCAGGUCCAAGGGCUCAACUGGAUGUGCGGAUUGCACCACAACGGUAUCAACGGUAUCCUUGCUGACGAAAUGGUACGUUGCCCGCUCGCAUCCCUUCCAUCCUUUUUCCCGGCUGCAUGCUGAUCUGCUCCACGCAUAUAGGGUCUCGGAAAAACUCUACAAACGAUCUCUUUCCUCGGCUUCCUUAAAUUCCACCGCGGCAUUGCAGGACCCCAUCUCGUCAUCGUGCCCAAAUCGACUCUGGACAACUGGGCUCGCGAGUUUGCACACUGGGUCCCCGGUUUCAAGGUCUCCAUGCUGCGUGGUGGACCCGAGGAGCGCCACGAGACGUUGACGAAGGAGAUCCUGCCGCAAAACUUUGAGGUGCUCAUCACUUCGUACGAACUGUGCCUUCGCGAGCAGUCGUCGCUCAAGAAGCUGGCCUGGGAAUACAUCAUGAUCGACGAGGCGCACCGCAUCAAGAACGUCGACUCGAUGUUGUCGCAAUGCGUGCGCAUCUUCGAUUCGCGUGCCAGGCUCUUGAUCACGGGUACGCCCUUGCAGAACAACCUGCACGAGCUUUGGGCCUUGCUCAACUUCCUCUUGCCCGACGUCUUCUCGAGCGUGGAGGACUUUGACGCCUGGUUCAAGAAGCAAGACGAGGGCACCGCUGGAGCCAAGGGCGAAGGCGCCGAGGGAGAAGGCUCGAACGCGAUCGUGAAGCAACUGCAUGCCGUCUUGCGACCCUUCUUGCUUCGACGUGUCAAGGCCGAUGUCGAAAAGGCGCUGUUGCCCAAGAAGGAGAUCAACGUCUACGUUGGCAUGACGCAGCUGCAGCGCAAGUGGUACAAGAUGAUCCUCGAGAAGGACAUUGACGCCGUCAACGGAGCUGGAGGCAAGAAGGAAGGCAAGACGCGCUUGCAAAACAUCGUCAUGCAGCUGCGCAAGUGUUGCAACCACCCCUACCUCUUUGACGGCGCUGAGCCCGGUCCUCCUUACACGACUGACGAGCACCUCGUCGAGGCUUCUGGCAAAAUGGUCAUCCUCGAUCGACUGCUUAAGAGCAUGAAGGCCAAGGGCUCGCGAGUGCUCAUCUUCUCGCAGAUGAGUCGUGUGCUCGAUAUCCUCGAAGACUACUGCAUGUUCCGCGAGUACAAGUACUGUCGACUCGACGGUGGGACCGCGCACGAGGACCGCAUGAACGCGAUCGACGCCUACAACAAGCCCGGAUCGGAGAAAUUCAUCUUCUUGUUGACGACGCGUGCCGGUGGUCUCGGCAUCAACCUCGUCUCGGCCGACAUUGUCGUGCUGUACGAUUCGGAUUGGAACCCUCAGGCCGAUUUGCAGGCCAUGGAUCGAGCCCAUCGAAUCGGUCAGACGAAGCAAGUUUACGUGUUCCGGUUCGUGACCGAGAACGCGGUCGAGGAGAAGGUCUUGGAACGUGCGGCGCAAAAGCUUCGACUCGAUCAGUUGGUCAUCCAGCAGGGCCGCACGCACAACAGUAGCAAGCUGGCGAACAAAGAUGAGCUUGUCGAGAUGAUCCAACACGGAGCCGAUAAAAUCAUCAACUCGAGCGAGUCGAUGCUGAUUGACGACGAUAUUGAUGACAUCAUUCGUCGCGGUGAGGAGAGGACCGCCGAGCUAAACUCCAAGUACGAGUCGCUCAACUUUGACGACCUGCAAGUGUUCAAGUCCGAGACGACGACCAAUUGGGAGGGUGAGGAGUACGGACGACAGAAGAAGAUUGGUCUGACUUGGAUCGAGCCUUCGAAGCGGGAGCGCAAGUCCAACUACUCGGUCGACAGCUACUAUCGCGAUGCGAUGAAGCAGAACCAUCGCACCGGUCCUCGUGGCCCCCGUGGUCCUCGACAAAUCUCUGCCGACGACUACAAGUUCUUCCCGCCGCGCCUCAUCGAGCUGCAAGAACGCGAGGCCCUGUACUUCAAGAGGACGCAAUCGCACGUCGUCCCCUUGCGCGACGACCCCGAAGCUAGCCAGGAGGAGCUUGAGGCCGAACGCGCGGCAGAACAAGAAGCCGUCGACACGGCUGAACCGCUGACGGAGGAGGAGAAGAAUGAGAAGGAAGAGCUGGCUGAGCUCGGCUUCUCCCACUGGAGCAAGCGAGAGUUCCAACAGUUCAUCCGAGGCUGCGAAAACUAUGGCCGGUGAGUUUUCCAUGAAGCUGGCUCACGUAUGCCGACUACAACGGAAGCUGACAUAAUUUUUUGUGUUGUUCCGCGACGAUAGUGAGGCUUACGAUCUCAUCCAGACGGAGGUGCCGACCAAGACAGCGGACGAGAUCCGCGAGUAUGCCCAAGUGUUCUGGGAUCGCUAUACCGAGAUUGACGAUCACGAGCGUCUCAUGAAGCGUAUUGACGACGCUGAAAUGCGCCGCAACCACGAGGAUCGUCUGUGGGGUAUCAUCAAGGAGAAGGUCGCGUCGACGCCGUUCCCGCUGCAGAACAUGAAGAUCAUGUACCAGAACCAGACCAAGGGCAAGUCGUACUCCGACGAGGAGGACCGCUACCUGUUGUGCGAGUUGGCCAAGUACGGCGUAGGCAAGGAGGACACCCCGGAAAAGAUCAAGUACGACAUCAACCAAAACCCUCUGUUCCUCUUCGACUGGUUCAUCAAGUCGCGUACGCCGCAAGAGAUCGGUCGACGAUGCACGACACUUGUCGCGCUCGUCGAGAAGGAGGUCGGCUUGGACCACGACGAGUCGAUCCCGCGCAAAGGCCAGGGUCGAGGUGGCGGACGAGCCCCUCGUGGGGGUAAGAAGCGUGGCUCGAUCGCCGCCGGGGUCGAGGACGAGGCGACGGUCACUUCGGCCAAUACGUCGCGAGCCUCGACACCUGCACCUCCUGUCGCCAAAAAGUCUCGCAGAUCGCUGAUUUGA
Messenger RNA from Microbotryum saponariae, 4077 nucleotides. The record is from the annotation of a GenBank genome assembly. NCBI's taxonomy places the organism in Eukaryota, Fungi, Basidiomycota, Microbotryomycetes, Microbotryales, Microbotryaceae.